This is a messenger RNA of Drosophila subobscura, 1633 nucleotides long. RefSeq lists its product as uncharacterized. The coding region runs from base 101 to 1591 and encodes 496 amino acids. Gene Ontology annotation, molecular function: protein binding. The record is from RefSeq and is a predicted model, not a curated record. Lineage: Eukaryota; Metazoa; Arthropoda; Insecta; Diptera; Drosophilidae. The transcript has a single exon.
CUAUUGAAACAUACAAGUCAAAUUUUUUCUAGUUAAAAAUUCUUUACAUAUUUUCCGAAUAAAAUAAAUUUUUUAAGUGAACAAACGAAAGAGCGGAACAAUGAGUGCGAACGAAUACAAAUUGAAGCCCAGCGUCUACGAGGAACUGACACAUCACAGCAUCAAGCGGCAGCUGGAGAGGAAUGGCACAUUGGCAGCCCUGAGCAGUGGAGUCCAUGUGGAAAUCCUCAAGUUGGUCAAGGGAAAUAUAGGUGCCAGCACAGCUGAGCCUUUGGCGGGAGCUGAGAUAGCUCCUGGAGACAAUUCAAUCAAAGAUCGCGGUUUGUCGCCACUCAUCAAUCAACUGAUGAUGGAGUACCUUGAAUGGUUCGGCUAUAGGCAUACGCUGGAAACUUUAAAGUUAGAGACGGGUCAAAAGGUUGCAUCGCGCGAGGAGAUUGAACAGACACUUGCCCUGUAUUUCCCCCUGAGGGAUGUGCCCAUAUUGGUGCAAUUAAUAUUGCGGCAACAGGGGAAUGAACCGGAGCAAAAGGACUGUCUAAGGAAGACUCUGAAGAUGGCACCAAAGAAGAUUGUGAAGCUGCCACUUCCAGAGAAGACGAUGAAGUUUCCCCUGCCAGAGAAAUCCACGAGGCUCACGGUACCACAGAAAUCCACAAGAAACCAAAAAACCAUAGAAAAAUCUGCGCGUAUGCUCCAAGUACCAGAAAAUUCCAUACCCGAACGUUGUACCAAACUCAAAGAGCGUCUCGAGACGCUACGUACCCUCAAGGAAACAGCCAAAACGGACUGGACAACCCCUGUGCCCAAAUUGGUUCAAAACAAUCGAAAACUUAUCGAUAAAAAGAUCGAAAUUCAUGCGAAAAAAGCCACCGUUGUCAAGUCCCAAAUGAAAGAGAAUCCAAAGGCAUUUUUUCAUUCUCUAACAAAGGAGUCGCCGGAGAGUAGACCGCCGGUGAACAGUUCCGAGUCCGAUGAGCUGCCAAGCUACGAUGAACAUAGCGAUGCCUCAUCCGAUAUACCCGAUAGACACUAUUACGUUGAGCAAGAUCCACCAGAGGUCGAAUACGCGCCCGGACAUGGCGAGGAGGGGCCCUACAAUGCCAAGCAGGUCAAGGCCGAGACCUUCUUUCAGCGGUAUCAGCAGGAGAAACCCAAGGCCAUUAACCAACAGAAAUCGAUGACUGCCAAGCUGCCACCAUCGAAAAAACCAUCGAUAACAUUCACAAAGAAAUUAGCUGUGAAACGAAAAUCCUUUGAAGUUCCCGAGCUCUUUGUCACAACGCCACCGGAGAAUAAUUACCCUUCGAUAGCCCGCGACGGUCUAAAUCUGAAUCUGAGUAAGUUAAUGAGCUCCAAAAAUAGGCUCUCCUCUGCUCAGAGCACGCCCAAGAAGAGUCCGCUCUGGAAUAAGAUUGAGGUCGAGGAGGAUGAACCAAAUCUGCCAGUCAGCAAGCCACCGUGUCCGGAAACACACAUCAGGGGCAUUCAUCUGGGCAGCAGCUCAGAGAGCAACGAAUCUGGUGAUGAGAAGAAUGUGGCCGAUGGCUACAACAGCGAAGACGAGUCUAGCGAUGAUGGUAACCAGUAAUGGAGAUAUUUGGGGCAGAUAUUCAACGAUAGCAAAAUCCUC